This is a messenger RNA of Gaeumannomyces tritici R3-111a-1, 1803 nucleotides long. RefSeq lists its product as hypothetical. The coding region runs from base 100 to 1599 and encodes 499 amino acids. Gene Ontology annotation, molecular function: iron ion binding; oxidoreductase activity, acting on paired donors, with incorporation or reduction of molecular oxygen; monooxygenase activity. Lineage: Eukaryota; Fungi; Ascomycota; Sordariomycetes; Magnaporthales; Magnaporthaceae. The record is from RefSeq and is a predicted model, not a curated record. The transcript has 4 exons.
CCGAAUUGAUAUCAAGAAGGUUUUCACGUGGAAUAUAACUUUGGGAUGCGCCCGCUAGAACAGUGACAGGGAAACUUAUCGCAUCAACUUGCCGUGACAAUGGAAACCAUACUGCGCGCCCCCACGCCACUACUUGCCGUGGCCGCGCUGCUGUGCGCUUGGCUGUUCCCACACAUUCGGCGCCGGCGCUCGCUCGCCAAACUACCGCUGUACGGCGCCGAGCUCGGCGGCUACACGCAGCGCGAGGCUGCUUUCCGCAAGCGCGGUAUCGAGAUUUAUUGCGACAGCUACCGAAAGUUCAAGGACACCGUGUAUCGCUUGACGACGUCCGAUGGAGAAAAGAUAAUGAUUCCGCGGGCGUUUUUGCCGGAGCUCCGGAACCUGCCAGACCAUGAGAUUGACAACAUUCGGCCACUGGAGCGGAGCCUCGAGUCUCGCUACACCGGCAUCAUGCGCAGGAAACAUUCCCAUUUCCUGCCGCAGGUGAUACGCGCCGACCUGACGCGAAACCUAGCCCGUAUCAACCCUGCCCUAUGCCUCGAGGCCGAGCGUACCAUCGCCGAGGUGUUCCCUCCGACGGACGGCUGGACAUGCUACAGGAUUGAGUCCAAGCUCGCCGAGGUGGUCGCCACCGUGUCAGGCCAUGUUUUCAUGGGCCCCGAGCGCUGCCGCGACCCCGAGUACCUGUAUCCGGCCGUCCACUACACCAAGCAUGUCAUGACGGCUGUGCGCGCCCUCAAGAUGUGGCCCAGCUGGCUGCGACCCCUGGCUAGCCUGUUCAUGCCCGAGCUACGGCGCGCCGAGGCCCACCGCGCCCGCUUCAAGCGCUUCCUGGCCCCGAUCGUCCACGAUAGGCGACAGCGCAUGGCACGGGGCGAGACUGGACCUGACGACAUGCUGCAUUGGAUACUAGCCAGGCCCGAGAGCCAGGGCAUGUCGGACGACGACAUGGCCUUGAUCCAGCUGGGACUGAGCAUGGCGGCCAUCCACACCACCACCAGGGCCGUGACGCACGUAUUGUUCGACCUCGUCGCCCAUCCCGACGUCAUCCCCGCCCUGAGGAACGAGAUCCGGGCGGCCAGCGAAAACGGCGUCAUGACCACCAAGGCCCUGUUCCAGAUGAAGCUGCUCGACAGUGUGCUGAAGGAGUCGCAGCGCGCAAACCCGACCGGCUUUGGGCGUUUCUCGCGGCGAGUCUUGAAGCCGCUUGUGCUGUCGGACGGCACGGAAAUCCCGGCCGGCACCACCAUCGAGGUCGCCCACGGCUCCAUGGCCAUGGACCCGGCCAUCUUUCCGAACCCCGAGAAAUUUGACGCAUACCGCUUUUACCGACUCCGCGCAGCCAAGUCCGCGGAGCAGCACCAGUUCGUCUCCGUCACCAGCACGGGCAUGGGCUUCGGCUAUGGCCGCCACGCGUGCCCGGGGCGCUUCUUUGCCGCCAACGAGAUUAAGCUCAUCCUGGCGCGGCUGCUUCUUGACUACGACAUUUCAAUGCCCGAGGGGCUGCCGGGGCGCCACGAGAACAUGAUCAUUGGGGCGCUUCAGCUCCCAAAACCUGAUGCGGAGCUGAGAUUCAGGAGGACGAGGGAUGUGUGCUAGAAUGUGCUAUUGCUUUUCCCACCCAUUCGCCUUGUCCUUGGCGUCCUGUUUGUCCUUCUUGUCCUUCAAUUUCUUGGCGGCCGCCGCCUUGUCCGCCUCUUUACCCUCUCUUAUCAGCCGCUCGGCUUCGCGUUCCACCCUCCGGUCAGGGAAACUGUCCUCCCCGUACGUGCGUCCAUAGUAGAAAAAAUCCCCAUAGUCCGC